AUGAACCACGAGAAGUACGAAGAACGGCUCGUUCUGCUGUCAGAUGUAUCGCCUGUGGACUACGAUGAGAACUUGCCCUUCCCCUACAACAAUUUCAUCUACGGGAUUUCGCUCCCAGGGCCGGCUACGCAAGAUGCGUUUACCAACGCGAUACCAUACUCAGAAAUCCGCCCCAUGAACGAGGUUACCGCUACGUAUCUCGCGCGUGAAGGUUUGGCAAGAUCCAAACCAGAGAUGGUCUCCAUGGUCCCCGCCAUAUACACAUGGCAGCCUGCCCAACCGUCAUCUGCUAUCAGGGAUAGUAUUCUUGGCUAG
Molecule: messenger RNA, 315 nt
Organism: Colletotrichum navitas
Lineage: Eukaryota; Fungi; Ascomycota; Sordariomycetes; Glomerellales; Glomerellaceae
Exons: 3
Coding region: 1-315 (104 amino acids)
Source: RefSeq, a predicted model, not a curated record